AAGCAAUCACAUCCUCAACGCGAAUCCCAUUCAUACUAGAAAUGGCUCGUAUGUCGCGCUUCCAGUCGCCGGCCGUACUUAAACUCCCCACUAUCCCUUCUUGUCCUAUCUUAGUACCUUUAGAAGAAAUUCUCCACGCGGAUAUCUCCUACCCACGAAACCACCCAGCUCUCAGCAACGAUGGCCCGACCUUACCGUGUAACCAGACUGAGACCCUCGACCAAACCUCGUGCUCACAUCCUCACCAAAAAGCUUCUCCCCACCAAACCUCGUGCUCAAAUCCAAACCAAAGAGCCUCGCUCCCUCGCCCAACGCUGCGAAGAGCUCGCGAUCGAGCUAGACAAGCAAGCCGGAAAAGAAACGCCCUGGCUCCUCCCAAAGCUCCCCACCUCCCACGACUCUCCUAUCGGCUACUACGAGUUCGCCUCGGAACCUGAUCGUCUAAUUGCGCAGGAGCAUAAGUGUAACACCAUGGCGGAUGUUUGCAAGCUCGGCCCGCGGAAGCAGAAGACAGUCGAUUUGAGUAUCCGCUUCGUCUCACCCGUUGAGGAGGCUGAUCCUGAAGGGGGUGGGGAAAGGGUAGUGGUGGCGUGGAGGAAGGACAGGAGCAUCAAACUCCAGGAGCUGCUGCCGACACUGGAGAGUUACCCUCUCCGAACAGAGGAAACACCUCCGGGAGAUGACGCCGCCUGCUUGAUUAAGUAUGCACCGCAUUUGCUGCAUGGGGUUACGUUGCUUAUCUUGCUCACUCUCCUCCCCGCAAACGAGAUCAUAGCGCUCGCUGUUUCGCGUAAUGUAGAAUUCACACCCGAGACGCUGCAUAUGAGGAAGAGAGCGGCCAUCAACGAGCUCCCACUUUAUCAGUGGGAGCAGUUCCUUGGUCUUCGCGAGGGAGAUUUCGAUGGGCUGGCAGAUGCGCUCCGGCAGCAGGAUACUAGCCCUCUGAUCGAAGACGGGGAUGAGAAAGGGAGGUCGAAGGUAGUUAAGAAGGGUAAGAAAUCGGGAAAUGGUGGAGGAUUCUGAUUCUGCUGAGUCUCUCUUGGUGGUCUUUUAGUGUGCCGGCAUAGUUCGCGAAUAGUUGAGAUAGGAGCUUCCAGGAAGGAA
Molecule: messenger RNA, 1104 nt
Organism: Mytilinidion resinicola
Lineage: Eukaryota; Fungi; Ascomycota; Dothideomycetes; Mytilinidiales; Mytilinidiaceae
Exons: 1
Coding region: 181-1023 (280 amino acids)
Source: RefSeq, a predicted model, not a curated record